Papilio xuthus (Asian swallowtail) is the source of this 2378-nucleotide messenger RNA. RefSeq names its product facilitated trehalose transporter Tret1. NCBI's taxonomy places the organism in Eukaryota, Metazoa, Arthropoda, Insecta, Lepidoptera, Papilionidae. The transcript has 12 exons. Gene Ontology annotation, biological process: transmembrane transport; carbohydrate transport. The record is from RefSeq and is a predicted model, not a curated record. The coding region runs from base 248 to 1708 and encodes 486 amino acids. Gene Ontology annotation, molecular function: sugar transmembrane transporter activity. Gene Ontology annotation, cellular component: membrane.
CAUAUCUGCUAUACGUGCAAGUGAACAAACCGUUGCAGUGUAUCGCGUUAUUUUUCUUAAUUUAUUGAAGACUAUAAAGUUUUAUAUUGUGCCGGAAAGAAUUAAUUUAAUUCCCGCGACGGUGUCACCAUCAACCCAACCACAGAGGAAAUAGAUAUUCCGAAGUGUUGUAGCCGAGCAGCGUGUUGGCGUUGAACUUGCACCCCGCAUCACGGCCGCGUGACGUCGUCGUGACGUGUCGUGACGUAUGGCAGAUAGGGCGAGCUACGCGUACGACCCGGUCGGGACCGGAGCAGUCAGUCAGCAGCACAGGAUGGAGGCGGGACAGUUGUGGCGGCAGUAUGUCAUCGCCGGCAUCGCGAACAUCGCGAUCGCGUCCACUGGAUAUUCGAUGGGAUGGACAUCUCCAGUGAAUAUAAAAUUACAAGACAAGAAUGCGACCGACUCCCCAUUGCCUGAACCACUAUCGCCGGAUGAAUUAGCCUGGGUUGGAUCACUGCUUCCAGUUGGUGCUAUAUUUGGGCCUUUCAUCGGUGGUUUAGCGGCAUCAAAGAUAGGUCGCAAAUGGGGUCUAAUGAGUUCCGCUAUCCCACUAUUCGUGGGCUGGAUUCUAGUCGCCGUGGCCAAGAACGUGGGCUACCUUUACGCCGGACGGAUAUUCUGGGGCAUUGCUGUGGGCAUGCUCUUCACUAUAUCGCCAAUGUAUUGUGCCGAAAUCGCCACUAAUGAAGUCCGCGGUGCACUGGGUUCGUUCCUGCAAGCAUUCAUCACUCUCGGCUUCUUGUUGGUAUACGGAAUAGGUCCCUUCGUCUCAUACAACGUAGUAGCGUAUGUGGGCGUCGCGUUUGUAGCAGUCUUCAGUAUCUGCUUCUACUUCAUGCCUGAAUCACCGAUGUAUCAUCUUAUUAAAAGUGAUCGUGAGUCAGCUGCGGAAUGUUUGAUGACAAUCCGCGGUAGAUCCCGCACUGGUAUUGAGACGGAACUCAACCAGAUCGCGGCAGACGUCAACGCUUCUAUGGAGAAAACCGCCACUUUGGCAGACGUGUUCCGCGGCAGUAACUUCAAAGCUUUUUACAUCUCUUGCGCGCUGGUAUUCUUCCAGCAGUUCAGUGGUAUAAACGCUGUUCUGUUUUACAUGAACACAAUCUUCAAAGCAGCUGGGUCUGAUUUAGAUCCAUCCAUUGCUACUAUCAUUAUUGGUGCGGUGCAGGUCGUGGCAUCAAUGAUUACGCCAUUGGUGGUAGACAGGCUUGGUAGAAGAAUUCUCUUGUUAGUCUCUACAUGCGGAACCGCCAUUGGUUUGGCUCUUUUAGGUAUGUACUUCCUGCUCAAUUCACAAAACAGUCCAGUGGUAUCCAGCAUUGGGUUCUUACCUAUCCUCUCCCUGGUCUUGUUUAUCGUCACUUACUGCUGGGGUCUGGGCCCUCUGCCCUGGGCGGUGAUGGGAGAACUCUUACCCAUUGAAGUUAAAGCCGUCGCCUCACCGAUAGCUACUGCUUUCUGCUGGAUCAUGUCUUUCUUGGUUACCAGGUUCUUCGAGCCGAUCGCUGAAGCUGUGGGCAUGUACGUGGCAUUCUGGAUAUUUGGUGUUUGCUGUGUGUGCGGAUUCUUCUUCACAUUGUUCCUGGUGCCGGAGACCAAGGGUAAAAGUCUGCAGGAAAUUCAAGAGAUAUUGGCUGGCGGGAAAUCAAAGCCCGAGAAAGCUUAAUCCUUGAAUAUAAUCUGUGGAGUUUGAAAUACAGCGAAUUAUAGAUAAUAUAUUAGUGAAAUUAGCAUAUAUUUUGUAUUACUAUUUUUUCUAUUGUGGUUAUUGUGUGUGGUCAAAUAUAUUUAUACCGUUUUUUUAUAUAAGAAUAUAUCUUAAGUGUUACAAAAAACAGUGUGAUUGAUCAAUUUCUAUUAGCAGUAUUAAUUAUUAUGCUUCUUAUUUAAAUAGUCGUUGCUAUAAAAUUCAAUUACAAAUAUUUUUGAUCCAAAUAUAUCUCUAGUUAACAAUACAGUAAUGUCAUCUUAAUUUUUUUAUAACUUAAUUUAUAUUUUUGUGUGUUUAUUUAAUUACUUAUUUAUUUUUUACAAGAAAAUAGUAGCCAAAUUGUCAAGUCAGGGACUAAUUUAAAAAAAAAAAAAAACUAUAAACGCUGAUUCGUAUGAGCGCUUUUUAACGACAUGUUAAGGUUGGCAGCUCUUUAACGAUGAACGUUUUAAAUUCAGAGUUCCGUUCAUACAACGUUGCGCAAAAAUAGCGUCGCGUUUUUAACGGACGUUAUUAAAAGCGCUCAUACUAAUCAGAGCUAAAGUUAGCAAAAUAUAAUUUAUUUAUAAAUUUUAAUAGCUAAAUUAUAUUUAAUUUAUUUGCUUGAUAAUCAAAUAUAACCCAG